Linum trigynum is the source of this 3424-nucleotide messenger RNA. The record is from the annotation of a GenBank genome assembly. NCBI's taxonomy places the organism in Eukaryota, Viridiplantae, Streptophyta, Magnoliopsida, Malpighiales, Linaceae.
UACCAAUUUUUCUUGUUGACUAGUUUCAGCGGGAUGAUGCAACCACACUUUCAUCUUAAUGAAUUAAAGUAGGUUAUCCGUAAAAAAAAACCUAGGGGAAAAAACCCGAAUGCGGACUCUUGCAUAACUAUAUUUGGUUCUAACUAAGAUUUCAAUUUUUUUUUCACAGAUAGAACGAGUUCGAUGUGAUCUACAAAAUGAGUUCCAUUUCUAAUAUAUUUCGAGAAAAAAAUUCAUAUUACUCAAAACACUCGUUAACACCUCAUACCAUAAUGUAACACCUUCGGGUUUAUGUCAAUUUUGAAGUUUUUUUUGUACAGGUGGAACGAGUUCAUUAUAAUAUAUUGGAUCUACAAAUUUAUGAGAAAAAAAUACAGGAUCAAAAUAUACCACCUCAUACUACCCUGGUAUAUGAGUAGUAUCUUGUGGUAUACAAUGUUGAAAGUUAUAAAUGACAGUUAGUAUAUUCAUUUUAUCAUGUGUUCAACAAUUCUGCAGUCUGUUAUGUUCAUACAACCAUGAUACACUUUCAUACCACGUGGUAUGCUCUUAUGUAAUAACAAACAAUAUCACCAUGGUAUAGACUCAUACUAAAUGUCUCAAUUAUUUAUUACAAACAUAUAUCAAAGUGGAUAUCAUUUUAAAAAUUAAAUUAAUUUGAUUUAUCUCUAAAAAAAAUUCUGACUUAAAAUAAAAGAGAUAUACCCGUUAAAAUUUAAAAAACUGUUAAAAGUCUUCCAUAAAUGAUAAUGUGUCGUUGAUGUGCCAGGUUAUGCAUGAUUAUUGAAUAUAAGUUUACUGAGGGGAUCCACUCCCGAAAAACCAUGUACUUUGUAGAAACCUUUUUGUUGGUGUAAUAGUAAAAAUCGAUAAGUUUUAUAUUUUCUCCGUGAGUUGACUUUCAUUUAAAAGGUUAUCGUUAGAGAAUGAUAUAAAAUUAAUAAUUAAUAUUUUCUCAUCAAAUUGAGUUAUUGAAACCAAAGGAAAUAUAAAUCAAUCACCAUUCUCCUCGUGAUGCUCACCCUGAUGAUGAUUGCAAUGAUGAUAAAGGCAGCGAUGGUCCAAGAAACGCAUCGGGAUGAGCAGCACGCGGAGGUUUGGCUGGAGAACUUCUUCUCGUUGUGGUGGCCCUCGACGAUCUGGCUACAAGAUAAAAUAGUCCAGAACAGGAUCCAACAGUACCGGAACAGGUGAAACCCCAAAGGAAGGGAGUGACCAUGGCUAGCCAUACACGUUGGGCUUUAAAGGAGUUGGAUCGCACACUGAGAAUUGAGCUCCAGACGAACUUGGUGGUAGCCCCGCUCCCGGGCCAUCUGAAAACCUUCUACACUGUCUCUCAAUUAUGCUCGGGUGAUAGAAUUGAUUCUCAAGUUACUGGCGAAUGCUGCGAGGCAACAUCGUGUAUGAUUUCUAAUCAGGCCACCAGCUGUGUCGUGGCUUGACUCUCGAAUGACAGAGUCGUCUGAAUAGUGAUGGUAAUUUAAACCCGCCCUACGGGUACUACCCGAUCGACGAUGGGGCGGGUAUUACCCGACACGCAGCAGCGUGGGGCGGGGCAUGGAUAUCUACUUUCGACCCGCCUUGCCCCGUUAUAGACCCAUUUUAUCUCAAUUUCUUAAGGUACCUAUACAUAUUUCUUUUGUUUUGACUUUUAUUGAACUAGUAAUGAAGAGUCGAUAUUUCAACUUGUUAUACUCAAUUGCCCAUUCUAUUAACAACAUUUUUCUUCCACAAAGUGUUUUUACCUUUGUUUUAUCGUAAAAAGUAAAAUUUGCGUGUAUCUUUUCCAAAUAAUAUGUAAGAGUGGGUCGACCCGCCCCGUCUCGUACCCGCGUGGAUUUUAUCCGCCCCGACCCAUAGUAGCAUGGGGCGGGGCAUGAGAAUUAAAGUACCCGCCCCACCCCAUUGACAUCACUACGUCUGAAUUGAGAGUAACCGAUCCUGGAGGCGGUGACUUCCACGAGAUUUCGACCUUCGUUCUUGUGGGCAGAUCAGGUGUAUGGACGAGCCUGUCUUUGUCAUGGCAUUACUCACACAAUUAUCUUAAACAGAACGCGUUGUAGAACGACUUCAAUGGUGAUGAUUUUGACUACAAAGAGGUGGUCAAUCAUGGCUUUUUCGCAGCUCAUCUGAUUAGUCUCUCAAUACUCUCAAUUUGAAGAAAGCCCCCAAGAUUACGAGUCAGAGUUGUAUUGCAAGUGUCAAAGGAAUCAACAGCAGCAAUCAUAUUGCCUCCUCAAGGUUCUCAUAUGCUUUCAUCAUCACAAACCAUGUUCAGUCGAAGGCAGCACUAGGGUCACCUUUAUCGUGUCACAAAGAAUUCAAGAGUUGCAUGGUGUUUGGUGACCAGUAUUCAGUGAGUGCCCUGUCUCUCCGAAUAGUCUCCAAUUUUGAGCAGAGUUUUCAGUCAAGAGCAAAUCUUCACUAAACAAUGUCAUGGCAUUGAGGACAAUCAUGACGUACGUUGAUUGCCCCUUCAAUAACUAGUGUGGGGAGAUAGAAAAGCUUCUGUCAACAAAGUUUGUCAAGUCAUAAAGCGAGACAGUCACGAUCAAAGAGGAGAUAUCGUCCCGUCUGCGUUCAGAAUCAGUCAACUUUCAGUUUUCACCAUUUUGACUUUCAAGCUGGGCAUUCACGUCGUUCAUGCUCUAGCUUGAGGGGUAGAAUUGGGAGUCAACAUACUUCGAUCGACUAGCUCAGUCAUCAAGUUGACCGCGAUGUUCCAAGUGAGUUCAAGUUGAUCAAGAGGCGUACUCAAUAGUCUCCGUCAGGAGGUUCAAGAAGACACAGUCAACCAUUUUCAUCAGUUUGUUCAGAAAGAGUCAGUUGUCUCCAAAUCAACAUCGUCCGAGAUGUCAUUCAUCUUGUCUUUAGUUCUACAAGCAUGUCAUGCUUGUUCUUCACAUUUCCUUUUCAACCUCGAAUUUCUUGUCAUUCAUGUCUUCGUUUGAGUGGGAGUGUUGUGGUUACUUAUGUUACUUGGUCAAUAAGUAACAGAGUUCUUGUCCUACUUGUCUUUGGCCUUUCGUGUAUUGUCCUAGAAGGAGAAGGACAUUAGGUCGUCCUUAUGUUUUUACCAAAGCCUUUGUCUAUAUAUAGCUUAGCCGGUUCUUGUCGUAAGCAAGCUGUCAAAAUGUAGUCCUCAAAUAAUAAAAUGCCAGCCGUGAGCUCCUCACCGUGGAUUAGUCUCGUUCAAUCAAGAACAAGAAUACCACGUAAAAUCCCUUGUCUAUUGUGUUCUCUUCAAUUCUACAUUAUCAAACUCUUCAGUACAACUUCAAGGCGUCCUUUAAAAUAUCAAUACUUUAAAUCAUAAUAAAAGUGCUUAAUGAAUGAAAGUAAUAUGAUAUGAUCCGGACCAAACUACACCGUUUCCCAACCCUACUCUCUGUCUCCCCCCUCUUAACAAACUAGGGUACAUUGU